This is a messenger RNA of Metopolophium dirhodum (rose-grain aphid), 2483 nucleotides long. RefSeq lists its product as uncharacterized. The record is from RefSeq and is a predicted model, not a curated record. NCBI's taxonomy places the organism in Eukaryota, Metazoa, Arthropoda, Insecta, Hemiptera, Aphididae. The coding region runs from base 329 to 2128 and encodes 599 amino acids. Gene Ontology annotation, molecular function: geranylgeranyl diphosphate synthase activity; intramolecular lyase activity. The transcript has 5 exons. Gene Ontology annotation, biological process: biosynthetic process.
UAAUAAAUUCUUAUAUUAAAUUAAAUAAUUUAAAAAAUCUGAUGGUAUCUAUAUAAAUAUUAUUAUCUAUUAGUAUUAAUAGCUUAUGAAUGGUACAAUGACCGAAGAAUAUACUCGUUGGUAAAUUGGAAGAAACAGGUCAUUUCAAUAGAAAUAACUGUUACUCUAUGCCCUAUUGAGGAAAGCUUAGGCGGGGCAUAGAACCUUAGAGAAAUGUAGCCGUGUAGAAUAAGGGUGGCUGAUCCAUGUAGUCGGGAUGGCUGGUCAAGAAAAAGAAGAAGAAGAUCAUAAUCAUUUAUGUAGUUCCUGGUUUCCAAAAUACGUCUAAAUGUUAACCUACAUAGAUUUUCAUUUAAAGUACACACUUACGGUUAUUGGCGUAUUGUCAUUAAUCGCACGACCAUUUAUCAACCGCACGGAAGUUUUUAAAAUUGCAUUUAUAAGUGCCAUAGCGUUUGUGUACACAACACCAUGGGACAAUUAUGUCAUCUACAGCGACACAUGGAAAUAUCCACCCGAUAGAGUCUUAGCUACUAUUGGAUAUGCGCCUAUUGAAGAGUACAUGUUUUUUGUUAUACAAACUGUAAUGACAUCGCUAUGGGCUUUGCUCUGUGUCCGAUGGUCAACGCCGUGCUUAUAUUUCAACUAUGACAAACGCAGCUACCAAUUGAUUCGAUGGGUACCGAUGACGAUUUUGGCUAUUGUCACGAUCGUUGGUUAUAAAUUGAUUAUCCCCGGACAAGGGACGUUUUACUUGGGAUGCAUACUAUGUUGGGUAUCUCCGGUGAUUAUAUUUUUGUGGUAUGGAUCUGGAAAUUUUUUCGUGAAAAAAAUAAUACCGUCAACUUUUGCGAUCGUGGUCCCUUCGUUGUACCUGUGUUGGAUUGAUCAAUUGGCCCUCAAGGAGAACGUCUGGCAUAUCAACGAGAAGACUAGUUUAAAUAUAUUCAUUGUCGACGACUUGCCAAUAGAAGAAGCAUUUUUCUUCUUCGUAGUAAACCUUAUCAUUGUCUUGGCAGGGACUUGCUUCGAUAAAGCUAGCGGUGUAAUAGAAACGUACACGUCGGAGUACCCACUACGAUUUAGCAUAAGUUGGAAGUAUAUUUGUCAACUGUUCUCGGCAUUCGCGACCUCAGAAUAUAAUAUGCCACAAAUCGUCACGAGAGAUGUAAAAGAAAGUAUUAAAAUUAUUACUGUCGCUUCAAAAUCAUUCACCACUGCCAGUUUUCUUUUUCCAGCCGGGAUUCGAUUGGAUUUAAUAAUUUUAUACUCAUUUUGUCGUGUAACGGAUGACAUGAUUGAUGACGAGUUGGAUGUCGAAAAGAAAAAACGAAAGUUUGAGUUAACUGAACGAUUUAUCAACGAAUUAUUUCAUGACAGAAAAUCAGAUUACGACGUUCAAACAACUCCACAGGAAUUGAAAAUUGAUUGGACAAAAUACGAAUCCGAAUUGACUGAUGGGGAAAUGUCAUGUUUCCGGGCAUUAUCUAGAAUAGCAUUUUAUUUGCCUCGUAAACCAUUCGAUGAGUUACUCGCAGGUUACAAAUGGGAUAUUGAGGGUAGGUUAAUCAGAAAUGAAGACGAUUUAUUAUUGUAUUCCACCUAUGUGGCCGGAAGUGUCGGUGCAUUAUGUGUUUAUGUGAUGAUGUACAGGUGUGAUAACGAAAAGUAUGACCUUGUCAAGAACUACGAUUAUGUCAUAGAAAAAGCAUAUCAAAUGGGACGAGCUUUACAACUUGUGAAUAUUGCCCGUGAUAUCGUCACUGACAGCGAAACAUUGGGUCGAUGCUAUGUACCCACCGAAUAUAUGGACGACGAAGAGGAAGAAGUAAGAAUCUUGUGCCACGAAAAGCAGCCGAGGUCUCUAGGUGAUAAGAAGUUAAAAAAAUAUUCCACGCGGUUGAUCCAUCUGGCCAACAAACAACAAUUAGAAUCUUUGGAUGCCAUCAGGUGUUUGCCACACGCCACAAGAGGUUCAGUUCUAGCAACCACUGACAUUUAUCGAGGGCUUGUUUCUGCUAUCCUGUCUAGUCCCACCUAUCCAACUAGAGCUUCAUUGUCGAAAACGAAAAAAAUUUUGAUAGGACUUAAUUCCUUAUAUAUUAAAAGUAUUCAAUACUUUGUAUAAUUGGAUUUCUAUAAAUCUAUAAGCCAUGUUUAAUCAUAAAUGCAUAAACCAUCAAGUUGAACGGUGGGGGAAUAGGGCAAUUGAUAAGUGAUUGUAAACUCUCUCGAUAGUUAAUUUUCCCAGGUCUUCAACAGUACUAUCUGAAGCCUAUAUUAUGUAAACUCUCCUGAGUCUGUAUAAUAACUUUGUUUGUACCUUAUAUAUGUAUCAUUAUCAUGGCCGGGCAAGUUAACAAAUUUGUUUUUAUUAUUUAAGUUAAGAUCAUAUAGGAUAUAUAAAAAAUGUAAGUUAAGUUUAAACUUUAACGUUACAAGUUACAAGUUAAUAAGAAAUUAAAAUUAACUUAACUUAGUUA